AUACAGUAGAAAACUAGUCUUAUUUUGACCUGCGCUAAGACCCAUUAAAAUGAAGGUGGUAGUGACUGGAGCAGCCGGCUUUCUUGGCUCACGACUGGCAGAUCUCCUUCUAAGCAAUAAUUCUCCACUGCCCGUAAAAGAGCUGAUUCUGGUCGACAAUUUUGCGCCAACGAAGAACGAUCCACGCGUCAGGAAUAUUAAAAUUGACUUGUCAGAACCUGGUGCUGCAGACAAACUGAUCAGUCCCGAUGUAGAUGUGUUCUUCCAUCUAGCAGCUAUCGUCAGUGGCCAUGCUGAGGUCGACUUCGACUUGGGGUUCAGAGUUAACUUCGACGCAACAAGUUCCUUGCUCGAAGCAGCACGAGCGAAAGCCCCAAAAAUGAAAUUCGUGUUCACCAGCACGUGUGGGGUGUUUGGUGGAAAACUACCACCAGUUCUGGACGACUUGACCGCUUUGAUGCCCGAGAACACUUAUGGGAUAACUAAGGCUAUGUGCGAGUUGAUGAUCAAUGACUAUUCUCGAAAAGGCUUCGUCGAUGGACGAGUAGUCCGGCUGCCGACUGUCAGCGUACGCGCAGGUGUUGCCAAUAAAGCAGUGACGUCAUUCGCCAGUGGGAUCGUGCGGGAGCCGUUGAACGGCGUAGAAUCUGUGUGCCCUGUUCCUUCUAGUCUGAAGUUGUGGCUGACGGGUCCUGAGAAAGUGGUGAGGAAUAUAGUUCACGCUGCGAUAGUUCCCGCGUCGGGUUUGGGAUCGUGGCGCGUGGUGAACUUGCCGGGUAUAACCGUGACAGUGGCAGAAAUGCUGGAUGCUUUGAAGACUGUGGCUGGAGAAUCAGUGGCCUCGUUGGUGCGCUUUGAGGAGGACAAGAUGAUCAGCGGCAUGGUUGCCACGUUCCCCGCCAAGUUUGACAACUCUCGCGCAUUGAAGUUAGGAUUCGAAGUCGAUUCAAACUACGCUGAUAUAAUAAGAGCUUACAUUCGCAACGAUUUGAAGAAGAAAAUAUAAAGCAGUUACUACUAAAAAUGGAUUAUAAUUAGAUAAAUGUACCUACUUAUACCUACUUAAAUCAUUAUAAGUUUGGAAACCUAAGUA
Messenger RNA from Ostrinia furnacalis (Asian corn borer), 1093 nucleotides. Its product is annotated as D-erythronate dehydrogenase-like. Gene Ontology annotation, molecular function: oxidoreductase activity. NCBI's taxonomy places the organism in Eukaryota, Metazoa, Arthropoda, Insecta, Lepidoptera, Crambidae. The transcript has a single exon. The record is from RefSeq and is a predicted model, not a curated record. Bases 50 to 1006 code for a protein of 318 amino acids.